Molecule: messenger RNA, 324 nt
Organism: Staurois parvus
Lineage: Eukaryota; Metazoa; Chordata; Amphibia; Anura; Ranidae
Source: the annotation of a GenBank genome assembly
CAGGGGACAGACCUGUAUGUAAACAAAACAGUUCUCCUCCCUGUGAACUCAGGCACACUGCUUUGGAUGGCUGUGCACAGCACAGUCAUCCAAAGCAGUGUGAUUACAGUGAAGCACACUGACACAGCCCCCUAGUAAAACACUCCCAGCACACAGAUAACCCUUUGAUCGCCCCUCAUGUUAACCCUUUCCUGUCCAGUGCCCUUAGUACAGUGUCAUUGCUUUUUUUCUAGCACUGAUCACUGUAUUGGUGUCACUGGGGAUGUCUGUGAAACCAAGUCAGUUCCCCCCAGUGUCAGAAUUUCUGCUGCAGUCCCUCUAUAA